AUAUUAGUAAGAAUAUUUUCACCGAGUACCUACCUUUAUACCAACCAGUGAUCAUUCGAACAUCCUAUAAGCAUUUAUUCUUGUGAAAUCGAUCCAUUUAUUCACCUUUUCAAUUUAAGAGUUAGACUCACAGUGAUAAGUGUAAUAGACAUGGAUAAACCAAAAGUCGUCAAAAAUGUAGCAGUGAUAGGUGUCGGGGCCGCUGGUCUCGUAGCCAUUAAACGUGUAACAGAAGAUCACCGGAAUUUUACUUGCUGCGCUUUCGAGUUUACUGAAAAUAUCGGUGGAACUUGGGUAUACACUGACAGAACUGGAAAAGAUGAAUUCGGAAUACCAAUUCAUUCUAGCAUGUAUAAGAAUCUAAGGACUAAUUUACCCAAAGAAGUCAUGAUUCUGCCAGAAUUACCGCAUGAAACUCCGACAGAUCGAUCAUAUCUAACUUCGGAUGAAGUUUUACAAUAUUUGGAAUAUUACACAGAUUAUUAUGAUUUGAGAAAAUAUAUCAAAUUUCGUCAUUUUGUAAAAAAUAUCGCCCCAAUGCCGGAGGGAAAAUGGAAAAUUGAAGUUAUCGACUUUAAGAAUAAUCAGAAAGAAAGUGUUUACUAUUUUGAUGCUGUUAUUGUGUGUGUUGGAAAAUUUAGUAAUCCGGUCAUUCCAAAGAUAACGAAUAUCGAAAAUUUCAAAGGAUUCCAACUGCAUAGUCACGAUUAUAGAAAACCUUGUAAAUUUAAAGAUCAAACGGUUGUUAUUAUUGGUGGCAAAUCUUCGGCGUUGGAUAUUUCGUUUCAUAUGUGUACAGCUGCGAAGAAAGUUUAUCUGAGUCAUCACAACGAUAAAAUUCGUCAUAUCCAGUUCCCCAAUAAUUUGGAACAAAAACCAGACAUUAAAGAAAUACAAGAUGGCGAUAUCGUAUUUGUUGAUGGAUCAAAAGUGUCUGCUGAUACAAUUUUGUAUUGUACAGGAUACACUUGUAAAUAUCCUUUCCUCGAUCCCAAAUGCAAAAUCACAACGGAAAAACAAGUAGUUAAACCGCUUUAUAAACAUUCUAUCAAUAUUGAACAUCCAACGAUGUGUUUCAUCGGAAUACCUAGAACUUGUCCAGGAUUUGCAUUGUUUGAUUUACAAAUUAGUUGCUUCUUGAGUGUUCUCGAAGGAAAAGCUACAUUACCUAGUAAAGCAGAAAUGCUCGCUGAACUCGAACGUGACAUAAACGAACGAAGAAAAAUAACAGGAAAUGAGAAAUAUUAUCAUUUGCUGAACGAAUACGCUGUUGAUUAUUGCGAUUCGGUUGCAGAAUUUGGAAAAGUGGCUAAUGUUAGGCCAGUGGUGUUUAAAAUGUGUUUCGAGGGUUUGAAAAGGGGUGUCGAAGAGUUCCCUCAUUACAGGAAUAAUAUUUAUCAUAUAAUUAAUGAUCGAGAAUACGUGUAUUAUAAAUCUUUCGUAGAUUCCUUAUCAUUGUUUUGUAUUCUAGGAAAAGCUAUGAAAAUAGCCAUCAUCGGUGCCGGACCAACAGGUAUUGCAGCCACUAAACGUGUCAUCGAACCGGAUCACAAUUUCGCCUGCUGUACUUUCGAGCUAUCCGAUAGAGUCGGUGGAACUUGGAUUUAUAGCGACGAUAUUGGCAAAGAUAAACAUGGAAUACCGGUUCAUUCGAGCAUGUAUCAAAAUUUAAGGACGAAUUUACCCAAAGAAGUGAUGAUUUUGCCAGAUUUACCCUACGCGAGGAUAAAAAAUAGGUCUUAUUUGGAUUCAGAUGAAGUCGUGCAGUAUUUCGAAGAUUACACGGAUUACUACGGUUUACGAAAAUAUAUUAAAUUUCGUCAUUAUGUUAAAAAUAUCGCACCAAUAGCCGGAGAGAAAUGGAAAAUUGAGGUUAUCGAUUUGAAUAAUAAUAAAGAAAGUAUUUAUUACUUCGAUGCAGUUAUCGUAUGUGUUGGAAAAUUCAGCAAUCCAUCAAUUCCAAAGAUUAAGAAUAUAGAAAAUUUUGGCGGAUUACAACUGCACAGUCACGAUUACAGGGAACCGUCAAAAUUCAGAAAUCAGACAGUCGUCGUGAUCGGUGGCAAAGCUUCAGCGUUGGAUAUCUCAUUUCAGUUGUGCAAAACUGCUCAAAAAGUUCACUUGAGUCACCAUAAUGAUAAAUUUCGUCAGAUUCCAUUCCCGAGCAAUUUGGAACAAAAACCAGACAUCCAAGAAAUUCGUGGUAAUGGAAAUGUUGUUUUCGUGGAUGGUUCGGAGGUCUCGGCAGAUACCAUUUUAUAUUGCACAGGAUACGUUUACAAAUUUCCUUUCCUGGACCCCGAAUGUAAGAUCGUCGUAGAAAAUAUGGUGGUCAAACCUCUAUACAAACAUUUCAUCAAUAUCGAGCACCCUACAAUGAGUAUUAUGGCAAUUCCAAGAACUUUUGCUGGUAUCGCAAUAUCUGAUUUACAAGUAACCUGUUUUUUGAACACAUUAAAAGGAAUAGUAAAACUACCCAGUAAAGCAGAAAUGUACGCCGAAUUUCAACAAGAUUUCAACGAGCGACUCAAAAUAACCGGUGAUGAAAAAGAAUACCACAUGUUGGAUAAAUAUUCUCGAGUUUAUUGCGAUUCGGUUGCAAAAUUUGGCAAAGUACCUCCAGUUAAACCAGUGCUUUUUGAUAUGAUAGUCAACAGCAUGCAAAGGUCGCAGAGUGAUUGUAUGAAUUACAGGAAUACGAUUUACGAGGUGGUCGAUGAUGAAAAUUAUGUUUUGAAGGAAUUAAAUCAUAAAUAAUAAGUGCCUACCUAUUUACCUAUUCAAUAUUAAUCAACUGAUUGAUAUACCUACCUAGUUACCUACCUACCUACCUCCGUAUGUAGUGUACCUAUCUAUUUUAUUAUUUCUAAUAUGUAUAGAUAUUAGAUAUAUAUGUAUUGAAAUUCUUGUAAUACAAGGGAACCUUUUGAACUCACACUCUGCCACUUGAAUCACGAUUUUUUUUUCGAAAAUACCCCCUCUUUGAUGACCCACAUCUCCCUUCCAAGGCACCUACGGAACUAAUUUUCCUGAGAUACUUUCAACUCAAAAUUGUGAAUUUGAAAUAAAUACAGAACAUACAAAAAUCAAUUUUUUUAAUAAAAAAAAAUGUUUAAUGAAAAAGUUCUAUAUACAAAAAAAAAUUAAAUAAAUAUUCACAGCAUUUUGAGGGCAUUUAAAAGUCAUUAUCCGUUUUAUACGAGAAAUAAUUUUUAAACGGAUUGUACGGAGUUGACGAAACUCUAUUAUAAGAUGGUUGGACAUCCGCACGUAGUAUCACAACACCUGUGGACAAAAUAAUAAUAACCAAUUUCAAUCAUCACCGUUAAUUAAACAUGCACUUUUAUUAAUCGUUAUGUACGAGUAGGUACAUCUAUAUGUAUAAUAGAUUAGAAAAUAUCAACAACUACCUGAGGGAUUGACUUUGACUUUAAUUUUAGUUUGUGGACUAAGUACUCCGUAAUCCACAUCUUCAUAUAAGUCCUGAAACAUGAAACUCAUUGUAUCAAGUUGCAUUUUAUAUUGUUCGAAUUAAUAUAGAAAUUCAACUCACUUCUAUUCUAUAUCCUCCUGGGGCUAAUAAUCCCAUUUCGGCUAAGGUAACUGCAACGUCCGAUGGUGUACCAUCUGUUCUUCUGUUCAAGAAAGCGAUCGCAUACGAGAAAAAGUUCUGGAAGAACGGCGUUAUUGGUCUGGCCCAGAUUUCUAUUCCUUUGUGCUGACAUAUUACAGUACCUCCAGUUAAAAAUUACACCAUAACUAACUUAUUUGUAAGUACAUAUAAUGCUAACUAUUAUAUAGGUACAAAAUGACGUUUGUUUUUGAAUUUCCCUCGUUUUUAUCUCAGCAUCUCGCAUCGCUGUGAGUCGAGUUAAUUCAUUUUGUCAAAAUAAAUAUACCUUUAACCAAAGUAUUCCUAGGUUCCAUAUAAAUACGAAUACAUUAAUCUUUAUUUAA
Planococcus citri (citrus mealybug) is the source of this 3957-nucleotide messenger RNA. RefSeq lists its product as uncharacterized. Gene Ontology annotation, molecular function: N,N-dimethylaniline monooxygenase activity; flavin adenine dinucleotide binding; NADP binding. The record is from RefSeq and is a predicted model, not a curated record. The transcript is spliced from 13 exons. NCBI's taxonomy places the organism in Eukaryota, Metazoa, Arthropoda, Insecta, Hemiptera, Pseudococcidae. Bases 151 to 2757 code for a protein of 868 amino acids.